This is a messenger RNA of Actinia tenebrosa (Australian red waratah sea anemone), 388 nucleotides long. RefSeq lists its product as uncharacterized. Gene Ontology annotation, cellular component: membrane. NCBI's taxonomy places the organism in Eukaryota, Metazoa, Cnidaria, Anthozoa, Actiniaria, Actiniidae. The record is from RefSeq and is a predicted model, not a curated record. Gene Ontology annotation, molecular function: protein binding. Gene Ontology annotation, biological process: cell-cell junction maintenance.
ACACCACAAUUCUUGGAAAAACACAUCAUAUUUCUUGGAAAAGCAACUUGAAGGCGUCCUACUAAGAUGGCUAAAACAGGGUUUAUCUUUUUGCUUCUUCUUGUGGCUUCGUUCUUUGAGUUGGCAACAGCCACCAACACUUGUACUUGGGGAUUCUAUAUGUGUGCUAGUAACUCCGUGUGCAUAUCAAGUAGAAACAGAUGUGACGGUUAUGCCCAGUGUACUAAUGGAGAGGAUGAAAGUAACUGCCCGACAAGUUGUUCAGGCUAUUAUUCUGGAUACUUCAGGUGCAGCAAUAAUGACUGCAUAUCUAGGAGUUCCUUAUGCGACGGUAACAAUAACUGCGCUGAUGGGUCCGAUGAAUCCACCGCUCUUUGCGGCGGCACAG